AUGGCAUUACAAACAAAAAAAGUGAUAUCACUUUUACCUUCAGCAGCAGAAAUAAUUGCUUUAAUAACAGAUGAUACCAACAAUUCGAUUCAACUUGUUGGCAGAAGUCAUGAAGAUGAUUAUCCUAGUUACGUGACUUCUUUACCAAUUUUAACAGCUCCAAAAACUAAAUUUACAACAUCUGCCGAUGUUGAUGUACAAGUAUCACAACUUCUUGCAGAAGGGAAAAGUCUUUACGAAUUAGAUAAAGGUUUAUUGAAAAGUCUGAAACCAGAUGUAAUAGUCACACAAGACCUUUGUAAUGUUUGUUCAAUCGAUUUAAAUACUGUCCAAAAGAUAGCGAAAGAAAUGGAUCCUGUUCCAGAUGUGGUUACAUUGAGCCCAAUGUCAAUUGAAGAUGUAGUAGAAUCAGUUAGAAAGGUGGGAUUAUCACUUGGAGCAAUAGAAAAAUCAGAUAAAGUGAUUUCAUCACUUCAAUCACGCAUUAAAAUUGCAAGAGAAGCAGCAUCAAGGUCAAAAAAUAAUGGACUGGAACCAGUAAAAGUGGCAUUUUUUGAAUGGUGUGAUCCUAUUUAUCUUGGUGGACAUUGGACUCCUCAAUUGAUUCGUUGGAGUAAUGGAAUCCAAGUGAUAAAUGAUUGUAAAGAUGAAGAAAUUGCUCAAGCUGGAGCAUCACCUUCGUAUGUUAGAUUCCGAGUGCCUCCUCAAGAAAUUCUUGAUUCUAAACCUGAAAUUUUAAUAAUUUGUCCAUGUGGUUUAAAUCUUGACGAAACAAAAAAAGAAUAUGAAAAAACUUUGUUGCCUUCAAAUUGGUGGCCCGAAUUAGCCAAUAAUGCUAAAAAAAUUGCAUUGGUUGAUGGAAAUCAGAUGUUUAAUCGUCCAGGACCUCGUCUUGUUGAUGCACUUGAAUGGCUUGUUGGAUAUAUUAAUGACAUGCCAGAAAUAAUUCCAAAAAAUUUUCCUUAUGAGAAUUUGAAAUAA
Entrophospora sp. SA101 is the source of this 981-nucleotide messenger RNA. The record is from the annotation of a GenBank genome assembly. Lineage: Eukaryota; Fungi; Glomeromycota; Glomeromycetes; Entrophosporales; Entrophosporaceae.